AGCGGGCAGCCGGGUUUAGGGUCCUUCUACACUCGGCGUCGCAUAGGCGCAUGCGUAGAGGGGGUGACUUUGAGGCGACGAGAUGCUGAGCAAGUUGGUUGGGCCGCGGUACGUUCAGCUGCUGCAGAACUGGACUCCCACCCUGGUUACGUGGGGUGCUGUAGGUGGAACCGGUGUGAUAUGGAUCACGGAUUGGAAACUCGUCCUUCAGUACGUCCCUUACAUCGGUGGGAAGUAUAAAGCUGAAGAUUGAGCUUCCCUCUGAUGGGGAUGUAUUGCUGGAUUGGUUUGGAGCCUUCUGCUGAGAUCCCUGCUUUGAGGUGAACUCGAAAUGCUCAGCACAAAUCCUACAAGAGGUUUUGGUGCCACAUUGUGACCACUUGGUUGUGAACUCAUCCCUUCCACAGCUGAUCUUGGCCUAAAGCAAGUAAUUUAUGAAGCCAAUGUACAAAAUAAACCAAGUGAACAAUA
This is a messenger RNA of Coturnix japonica (Japanese quail), 471 nucleotides long. The record is from RefSeq and is a predicted model, not a curated record. NCBI's taxonomy places the organism in Eukaryota, Metazoa, Chordata, Aves, Galliformes, Phasianidae.